Rhinichthys klamathensis goyatoka is the source of this 3319-nucleotide messenger RNA. RefSeq names its product mannosidase, alpha, class 1A, member 2 (gene man1a2). Bases 315 to 2252 code for a protein of 645 amino acids. The record is from RefSeq and is a predicted model, not a curated record. The transcript has 14 exons. Gene Ontology annotation, cellular component: extracellular exosome; Golgi membrane; endoplasmic reticulum. Lineage: Eukaryota; Metazoa; Chordata; Actinopteri; Cypriniformes; Leuciscidae. Gene Ontology annotation, molecular function: mannosyl-oligosaccharide 1,2-alpha-mannosidase activity; calcium ion binding. Gene Ontology annotation, biological process: carbohydrate metabolic process; N-glycan processing.
UAUUGCUAGUUUAAGAUAAAUACGCCUUACGGGCGGUGAGGGCGGACUCGCCGUUUAUCGUGAAGAUAACGACUUGACCCAACCCGGCUCGACACCGAGAAAGCGUUUGGAUCAAAGCGAGGAUCAUGGAUCAGAAUGAUAAAAAGACCCUCACGAGCAAGUGGAAUCAGUUGUGAUCUACAGGACAACUCAAUUUCUAUGAUAAGAAGACAUUUGGCAGUAAAGCUCUCUUUUACCGCAAUGAGAUAAUAGUGUGGCUUACACAAAAACAACCUUGACACUUAUCCCACCAUAUUCCAGUUCAUCAUCAAAAUAUGACCACGCCGGCUCUAUUGCCACUCUCGGGACGUAGGAUACCUACCCUCUCGCCAGGUGCCUCCUCAUUCCCCCAUCACAGAGCCACCUUACGGCUCUCCGAGAAGUUCAUCCUCCUCCUCAUCCUCAGUGCCUUCAUCACCUUGUGCUUCGGAGCGUUUUUCUUCCUUCCGGACAAUUCCAAACACAAGCGCUUUGACUUUGGCUUGGAGGACGUGUUGAUACCGCACAUCGAGUCAGAGAAGGAGGCGAGGCACAGCAGCAGACAGGUCAUACAUGGCGUGGGAGCUCACGACGAGCAUCGGCACAGGGAGGAAGAGGAGAGUCUUCGUGACAAGAUCCGGGCAGAUCAUGAGCGGGCACUGCAGGAAGCCAAGGAAAAGCUCCGCAAAUCCAAAGAGGAGCUGAAGGCUGAGAUCCAAACAGAGAAGACCAAGGUAGCUGAGGACUUGAAAAAGAAAGACGGUCCCAAACCACUGCCUCCAGUACCCAUGCCCAAACUGGUAGGGGUCAACGAUGGUGACCCAGGGGAUCCUGACACUAAGGAAAAGAGGGACAAAAUCAGAGAGAUGAUGAAACAUGCGUGGGACAGCUACAGGCAAUAUGGCUGGGGCCACAACGAGCUCAAACCCCUCGCCAAGAAAGGACAUUCCACCAAUAUCUUCGGUAAUUCCCAGAUGGGAGCCACUAUAGUAGACGCCCUGGAUACCCUUUACAUAAUGGGCCUCCACAACGAGUUUAAGGACGGCCAGGAGUGGAUCGAGCAAAACCUGGAUUUCAGUGUGAAUGCAGAAGUCUCUGUCUUUGAGGUCAACAUCCGCUUCAUUGGAGGGCUUCUGGCUGCAUACUACCUCUCCGGACAGGAGGUUUUUAAGGUGAAAGCUGUCCAGCUGGCAGAAAAGCUGCUUCCUGCCUUCAACACCCCAACAGGCAUCCCCUGGGCCAUGGUCAAUUUGAAGAGUGGAGUGGGUCGUAACUGGGGCUGGGCGUCAGCUGGAAGCAGUAUUCUAGCAGAGUUCGGGACGCUGCACAUGGAGUUUGUGCAUCUGACAUAUCUGACAAGAAACCCUGCUUACUAUCAGAAGGUGAUGCACAUACGGAAGCUGCUGGCUAAGAUGGACAGACCCAAUGGGCUUUACCCCAACUACCUGAAUCCUCGCACAGGACGCUGGGGCCAGCAUCACACGUCUGUAGGUGGAUUGGGUGAUAGUUUCUAUGAAUACCUGUUGAAGGCCUGGCUAAUGUCUGACAAAACCGACACAGAGGCACGCAAGACCUACGACGAUGCCAUCGAGGCUAUCGAGCGCCACCUCAUCCGCAAGUCCAACGGCGGUCUUACUUUCAUCGGGGAGUGGAAAAAUGGCCACUUGGAGCGUAAGAUGGGUCACCUGACUUGCUUUGCUGGGGGCAUGUUUGCCCUGGGGGCUGAUGGGUCGCCGGAUGAUAAAGCUGGGCACUAUCUGCAGCUCGGAGCAGAGAUUGCUCACACCUGCCACGAAAGCUACGAUCGCACUGUACUGAAGCUCGGUCCAGAGGCCUUUAAGUUCGACAGCGGGCUGGAGGCCGUGGCUGUGAGACAGAACGAGAAGUACUACAUCCUGAGGCCUGAGGUCAUCGAGACGUACUGGUACAUGUGGAGAUUUACCCACGACCCCAAAUACAGGCAGUGGGGCUGGGAAGCAGCGCAGGCUAUAGAUAAAUACUGUCGAGUCAGCGGAGGUUUCUCUGGUGUUAAAGACGUCUACUCCUCCAACCCCACCUACGAUGACGUCCAGCAAAGCUUCUUCCUGGCUGAAACUCUCAAGUAUCUAUAUCUGCUUUUCUCCGGCGAUGAGCUGCUGCCUCUUGAGAACUGGGUGUUCAACACGGAGGCCCACCCUCUGCCCGUCCUGCACCUGGGCAACAUCACCCUGCCUGGCAGCGAGACCCAGCGGUAGAGCGGACGCACCAGGGGGGCGCUCUCCCCCUCACUCGCCCCUUUUCUAUACGCCUCCCUCCUUGUGAAAGACAGCAGCUGCUAGUGCAAAGGAGAGGAGAGAACUGUACCCACCAACCACUGUCUCCUCCUGGACUGUGAAUCAUGGGACUUCAGUGAACGGAGGAGACCGAACUCUCUUUAUCUCUGUCUCUCAUAUAUUCUCUGAAGGACAGACUGCCGGAUUGAUCAUGUUCGUCUCUCUCUUGUGGCCGCUGGUCUGACACACACUGUACACACAUUUGCGGACAUAAAGACCUUCUGAAAUGGAUGUGCAUUUCUCACCAAGGAAGGAUUUUAACGAGUUUGUUCGUUCUUUCUUUUUUUUUUUCUCUCCAAUUUGGCGGCGUUUCAUGUCAUCAGCUCAGCACUAAAUCACUUCAAAAUGGUGGAUAAAUUGUUCCCAGACCGGAGCCUUUCACUUUCUGAGCUGGGCUCCCGGAGACAGCAGAUGUCGGAUUUGACCACCUGUGAAAUCUUUCUCCAGCUGAGGUUGAAUUUAGGCCACAGGCACCCAGGGAUGUUCUUUUCUCCAGGAUUUCUCUUCAAACAGUCUCUCCGAUGUCUCUGUUAAGGUUAGCGGGUAAAAACAGACACGUGCUGCUGCCUGUGAGACAGUCACCACCGUCAUUCCAGAAACCUGCGCUUUUCCGUGUGUCUCCAUUCCUCUCUUUCUUUUCAUCCUUUCUGAAUGCUCAAUUUCAUUCAUACUGCUUUCUGAAACAUGGAUGGGUUUUUGCCAUACAUUGAAUCAUCAGUAACACUUGAAGCAGCAGCAGCAGCUGUAACUUGUGGAGAGGAGUCACAGUGCUUUAGAUGCUUAUUCUCACGGCCAUCACCAUUUGUUUUCAAUUGUGGAUGGUGUCGCUCUGUUAGACCAGACCAGGUUUUUUCAACAGCAGAGUUUUACCACUAAUCGUAGCCAACGAGAUAGAGAUUUAUAUAUAUAUAUAAAUAUGGGGUUUAGAGUUCAGAAAAUACACUGUGUGUGCCCUGUACAAGAAACCCAGAGUAAAUGAAACCCAAAAA